Messenger RNA from Adineta ricciae, 1569 nucleotides. NCBI's taxonomy places the organism in Eukaryota, Metazoa, Rotifera, Eurotatoria, Adinetida, Adinetidae. The record is from the annotation of a GenBank genome assembly.
AUGGCUGAUGCGCUUAGUCUACUGCGACAAUUUACAAUCGAAAACAAAGAGUAUACAAUCGACGGUGAUCGAUUUGUUUUCAAUGAUCUUGCGUAUCCAAAAGAUGUUAAAACAAAUUAUCUUGUUUAUGGUACUGGAAAAGACAACACACCCAAAGAUUAUUAUACUCUUGAAAGUAUUGUGUUCCUUUUGAAGAAUGUUGACUUACAACAUGCUAACUAUGUCAAAAAAGCUGGCGAAAAAAAUAUUCCAGCUAUUAGUCGUCCAGAUCGUAAAGAGCUGCUCGCAUAUCUUACCGGUCAAACAACUACAGCGGAUCGUAUCGAUAAGAAUGCUUCAUUGGAGAUUUCUAUGCAGCGGCCAUUGCAAGUGAACAAACGGCCUGCCGAAGAUCCUCGCAUGGAUGCUGCUAAAAUUCCUCGUGUUGAAGAUGAUGAUAUUGAAAAGAUUAAAAAUCGCCGAGAGAAGAAAUUUGAUGGCAAAAGCAAAGAAUUAGCUGCUGAUCAAAUUCGUCCAUUGUCCGGAGAACUGUCAACAGAAGCUAUUCUUAAAAUUCGAGCUAAAUUUCGUGCGACAGCUCGUGAUAAAAUUGUCGAUUUCAAAGAAAACGAAGAUACGCCAGAGCCAAGCACCGAACCAGUAUCAAUCACAGCAGAUACAUUUGAAAUUAUGAAACGUGAACGAACGUGGAGAAAUCGUUCGACGGUUUUGCAAAGUUCGAACAAAAAUUUCGCUAAAGAUAUUCUUUCCAUAUUGAAUUCGAUCAAAGCUAGAGAAGAAAGUGAACAAAAACAAGAAGCACUUGCUGCGCAUGUAUCACCAGUUCGUGAUACAACUACACGUGCGCCUGUUGAAGGUUAUUCUCGAUAUAAUCAAGAGAAGUUCGUGCCCCGAGAUGAUUCGGAAUUCAAAAUCGAUACACAUGCUUCAUAUCACGGUUUAACAUUGAAAACAGUGACUGAAGGUGCAACACCAAAUAAACUUCUGUCGGCAGCAAGUUCUUCAAUACCCAAACCGCUCACUCCGGCUACUGACAAAUUACAAUCAACGAAUGCAGAUUCAUCGAAACGUCCAUCGCGAACACCAAUCAUAAUUAUUCCACCCGCGCUGACAUCACUGAUAACAAGAUAUAAUUGUAAAGAAUUACUUGAAGAUAUGAAAUACAUCUCAACUGAAGAAGGUAAAGCCAGUGGAACGAAACGUGAUGGAGACAUAUUAAUACAACGUAAAAAGGGAAAUUUAACAGUGCCCUAUCGAAUCACUGAUGAUCCACUUCGAUUAACGAAGCAAGAUUGGGAUGAACGUGUGGUCGCUGUAUUUGCACAAGGUCCAGCUUGGCAAUUCAAAGGCUGGCCAUGGGGAGGCAAUCCAGUAGAAAUCUUUCAAAAAAUUAAAGCAUACCACAUCAAAUGGGGACAAUUGAAAACAGAUGCAAAUAUUGCAAAAUGGUCAGUACAUCUCAUUGAAUUGGAUCAAAACAAACGUCAUCUUGACUGUGCUCGUCUGCGAACGUUUUGGGAUUCUCUUGAUCAAUUCAUUGCAAAGAAUAAGUCUACAUUGAGGUAUUAA